AUGCGAUCUACUCCCGUGAAGAGAAGACGUGGAAGACCAAGCAAGCAUAGGGAAAAUCGGGUUGGAGAAUCAACCUUACCAAUAGAAAUCACAAGCCCACUAAAUGCAUCCAAUAACUCUGCUGCUGUGGUCAGACAGGGUGUUUGUUCCAGUCCCGUGAUGAAGUUAAAAUCACCUAAGCGGAAAAGACGGACACAAUCUAAUUCCUCGUCGAAUAACUCGUCCAAAGCCUCAACACCAAAGAAUGCUAAAAGUGCCACGUUAUCUUUUGGCCUGCCCCUCGUUUCGAUAACUCAGGGUGCCCCUGCAAAUUCUGCCGGCCAGCCGGCCCGCGAAACGGGAGCCCCGGUGUCCCCAACGCCAAAUCCGCGCGGCACUUUACCCGGAGAAAAAUUCGCGAUCCCGCCACCAAAAUUUAUUCCCCAGGCAACUUUACUGCGCGGUGGCCCCGGUGGCCCCGGUGGUGCAUCGGUGGCUACCACGGGUGCGUUGGACAGCUAUUAUAAUAAAACACCCCAACGGUCCACGAUAGUGUCAUCUAGAAAUAUUCGCUCUUCUCCAUUAUCUACAAUGUCAGGCUCAGAAAGGUCGACUCCUCUAAGAACGUCUCCUGUCAAGUAUCUUGCAUCUUCUCCAUUAAGAACAUCUCCUCUGUCCAAUUAUGAAAUUGCAAAGGCCAAAGCAAAUGUGGUCCAGCUUGGAACCUCCGCUCUCACUUAUGGCUCAUUGCUAGAGCUUUCAGCUCCAUCUUUAUCGGGCUUACCUUCACUUACUGUUCCCUCAGCUUUGAACGCACCACCACUUUCUUCCACUUCUACCUCAAACGUGAAUCCGUCUCUACUUCAGUCUUCACCAAUGGCUCACGUUUCUGCCAGGGAACAUGCUCAAACUGCAUCAAGUCCUCUUCAGAAUACACGUAAAGUUCCAUCAACUCCGAAGACAACAAAGUUUUCCGCCAUACUUAACUCUUCACCUAUGUAUACCCACUGGUAUUCACAGACUCCGGCUCAAACAACUCUCGUUUCAUCUCCCGGAAGCACACUUCCGCAGAUCGCUCAAAAAGAGCCGGCAUACAUCGGUGGUCUUCAAAUAACGUCAUCAAAAUCGAUUUCUGCCCCGGUUUUACCUUCGGACACGACCAAGAAAACUCUUCGAAAAACACAGUCUAUGCCGGAGCCGUCUGCACUUAAAAGAGAUGGUAGAGACUUUCCAGUUCCAGUAGCCAUUAAGAGAACUAAAUUUUUGCCCGCCAACUUCAAGCUUUCCUUGAAGAUAGACUCAUUUGGACGUGCGAGUGUCGACUUUCAGCGCUUUAAGGCUUCGGCACCAAGUAUGCAGCUGCAACCACAACACGAAAAUCAAUCACAACUACAGCAACUACAUCAGACACAUCAGCAGCAGCAGCAACAGGGGCAACAAGGGCAACAACCACAACAUGAAUUACAAAAUACAGCCUAUAAGAACACCACUCCAACUGUUACUGGCCUUAAGUAUGGUGUUGAUCCUUUCGUCAGCGGAAUCUCAUCGAAUACUUUUGAUUCUGUUCCCGCACCCCAGACACCUACAAAAUCACCAUAUGAUCCAUCUCAACCUUCAUACAUGCCACGUGAUAUGGACCAGUUGAUAUUUACAAGUCCUGGUCCUCAUGCCAGUGAUUUGUGUGCUAAGGAGUCGGAACUCACUUCCGAAAACCUUAACCAGAAGUAUGAUGCCAGAUUUGCUGUCCAGGCAAUGCUUAAGCAAUUAUCUUAG
Brettanomyces bruxellensis is the source of this 1752-nucleotide messenger RNA. RefSeq lists its product as uncharacterized. Lineage: Eukaryota; Fungi; Ascomycota; Pichiomycetes; Pichiales; Pichiaceae. The coding region runs from base 1 to 1752 and encodes 583 amino acids. The record is from RefSeq and is a predicted model, not a curated record. The transcript has a single exon.